AUGGUUUCUCCUAAACAUAAAUUGAGGUUACUCUCUGACGAACUUCUCUCUCCUCGGCAGUCGUCAACACUACAGCUGACCUCGUAUGCCUGGAAUAUAUUGGUGGACUUACUAGGCAAGAACUGGAUGUACGAGCCCAUGUGGGAUGCCGUUCGUUCGAUGAAACAAGAAAAUAUGCUGUCAAUUGCAACUUUUGUUUCUGUUUUUGGAAGCUAUUGCAUGGCUGGUAAGUUUAGCGAGGCUAUAAUGAGUUUUGAUGUUAUGGAUAAAUAUGGUGUUCAGCAAGAUGUUGUCGCGGUGAAUUCGCUUUUGAGCGCAAUUUGCUGCGAGGACAAUCAGACAACAAAGGCAUGGGAGUUUUUCGACAAGAUUAAGUUGAAAAUCCCCCCAAUGCCGAUACUUUUGCUAUUUUGUUGGAAGGGUGGGAGAAAGAAGGCAAUGUGUCCAAAGCCAAGACGACGUUUGGUGAGAUGGUGA
Molecule: messenger RNA, 477 nt
Organism: Dovyalis caffra
Lineage: Eukaryota; Viridiplantae; Streptophyta; Magnoliopsida; Malpighiales; Salicaceae
Source: the annotation of a GenBank genome assembly